Messenger RNA from Ostrinia nubilalis (European corn borer), 688 nucleotides. Its product is annotated as male-enhanced antigen 1. Gene Ontology annotation, biological process: spermatogenesis. Bases 142 to 600 code for a protein of 152 amino acids. The record is from RefSeq and is a predicted model, not a curated record. The transcript has 3 exons. NCBI's taxonomy places the organism in Eukaryota, Metazoa, Arthropoda, Insecta, Lepidoptera, Crambidae.
AUUUUUGGUGUUUUGUUGCAGCACUUUUUGCAGAUGCAGACGCUAUAGUUCUACUUUUGUGAUUGUUUUAAUUAAUUUACACUGCUGUGAAAAUAUCUCUGUAAAACCGCAAGCGAGGAAAUAAAGUUAGAAGCCUAUAAAAUGGUAUGUGACGGCCCUGACCCGCCUGAGAACAACGGGAAUGAUCUGAUACCACCCCCACGACACGAUUUAUUGAUGAACGGUAAUCUGGACGAGGGUAGCGAUGAUGAGCAGAAUGAGCACUUUGGCUAUGAACCCUUGCCCCAAGGUCCCGACGCUGUACACUCCGACCACGACCUAAGUGAUGAAGAUGCUGAGAAUCUUCCUGCAACUGAGCCACAAAAUGAUGUCCCUGUGAUAGAAUCAAUGGAUUCAAUACUAACAAGAGAAGUUUGGAGUGCACCUCAAAGAUCAGAAUCAAUUCAAAUGGACCAUGAUCGAGCUCAGCAAGUGAUGUCUGCAAUGGCAAAUUUUGCCUUACCACAAGCAUCCAUACCAGAGUGGGCACAAACUAUCACUGAAGAACAAUGGAAACAGACACUUAACGAUAGAAUAGAAAAAUUAAGAAACAACAGGUAAUGUUAGUUAUUUAUUAGUGUGUAUUUUUAAGUUUAAUAUUGAUCAAAUGUAUUUAUUGAAAGAAAAUAAAUAUUGCUAUGUUAUUCCA